AUGUCUUUGGAACAAGCUAGAAAACUAGACGAAUCUUACGUAACACAUAAGGAAGAGUUUGAAAUUCCAACUUUCAAGUCAUUGGGGAUUCAACAUGAAAAAUAUGAAGACUCAACUGAAUCAAUUUACUUAUGCGGUAACUCGUUAGGAUUGAUGCCAAAAACGACUAGAAAAGCCAUAAACGAUGAAUUGAAUGCAUGGAGUGAAAGAGGUGUUGAAUCUCAUUUUAGACAUCCUGGCGAGGAAAACGGAUUAACAUCAUGGGUUGAUAUCGAUUUACCUUUGUUGCCAUUGAUCGCACCGAUUGUUGGGGGCAAGGAAAAUGAAGUGGCAGCCAUGGGAACUUUAACAAGUAACUUGAACGCUAUGUUGAUGAGCUUUUAUAAACCCUCUGGUAAAAGGACAAAGAUUCUUUUUGAAAAGCAAGCGUUCCCAUCUGAUUAUUAUGCAUUUUUGAACGCUGCUAAAAUAUUUGGCUAUGACAAAGAUCAUUUGAUUCAAAUGGAGAUCAAAGAAGGCAAAACUUACAUAGAAACAGAAGAUAUAAUUGAAACGAUAACGAAGAAUCAAGACGAGUUAGCACUUGUUUGUUUCUCUGGGAUUCAAUAUUACACCGGUCAGUUUUUCAAUAUUAGUAAAAUCACUGAAUGUGCUAAAAGUUUUGGGAUUACUGUUGGAUGGGAUUUGGCCCAUGCCGUGGGUAAUGUUCCUCUACAACUACACGACUGGAAUGUUGAUUUUGCCGUUUGGUGUUCUUACAAAUAUUUAAAUUCAGGUCCUGGUGGGAUUGCAGGAAUUUUUGUCCAUGAGAGACAUACGAAAGACAACUCAAUUGAACACUUUACGCCUAGACUAGCAGGCUGGUGGGGAAAUAACGCUUCUGACAGAUUUAAGAUGUUGGAAGUAUUCGAUCCUAUUAAAUCAGCAUUAUCAUAUAGACAAUCUAACCCAUCAGUUAUUGACGUGGUUGCCGUAAAAUCCUCGUUGGAACUUUUCAAGAAAGUUGGGGGUAUUAAUGAGUUACGCAAGAAAAGCGUUGAAUUAACGGGAUUUUUACAAUCUUUAUUAACUAGCUCAAAGUAUUAUAUUAAGCAAGAAGAAAAAACCGAUAGAUUGGGGUACAAAAUAUUAACUCCACUUAACAAAGAGGAUAGGGGAUGUCAAUUGUCAGUCUUGUUUCAACCACAUUAUGAGGAACCUAGUAAGAAUGUAAUGGAAAAAGUAAAUAAAUAUUUGAGUGAACAUGCCAUUGUUUGUGAUGAGAGAAGACCAGACGUAAUUAGAUUAGCACCAUUGCCAUUAUACAAUUCAUUUACAGAAACAUUUAUUGCAUUUCAAAGGCUUAUUGAAGCAAUGAACAAAAUAGCUGCAAAUGAAAUAUAG
Messenger RNA from Debaryomyces fabryi, 1383 nucleotides. RefSeq names its product kynureninase. Gene Ontology annotation, molecular function: pyridoxal phosphate binding; kynureninase activity. The transcript has a single exon. Gene Ontology annotation, biological process: NAD+ biosynthetic process. Gene Ontology annotation, cellular component: cytoplasm. Lineage: Eukaryota; Fungi; Ascomycota; Pichiomycetes; Serinales; Debaryomycetaceae. Bases 1 to 1383 code for a protein of 460 amino acids. The record is from RefSeq and is a predicted model, not a curated record.